Messenger RNA from Aspergillus tanneri, 759 nucleotides. RefSeq names its product mitochondrial 54S ribosomal protein mL57. Gene Ontology annotation, cellular component: mitochondrial large ribosomal subunit. Lineage: Eukaryota; Fungi; Ascomycota; Eurotiomycetes; Eurotiales; Aspergillaceae. Gene Ontology annotation, biological process: mitochondrial translation; RNA processing. Bases 1 to 759 code for a protein of 252 amino acids. Gene Ontology annotation, molecular function: ribonuclease III activity; structural constituent of ribosome. The record is from RefSeq and is a predicted model, not a curated record. The transcript has 3 exons.
AUGGCUUCAAUACUCUCGACCCGAGCAACCAGGACAUUCUCCUGUUCCGCCUGCCACUCUGUCGCCAAGCCCGUCCUCCUCUCCAAGCGUGGAUUGUCGACAUUCGCCGACCAGACACCAGUCGACUACGCAGAGAAGCCUCGAUGGUCCUACACUCCGCCCCGAGCGCAGGCUCCGUUCAGCUUGCGAUUGAACUCAAAGAGGCGUGACUUCCCCGUCAACUCCGACCCGAAAGUUCUAGACCAGUUCUACAUCCGCAUGCUGGGCAAUGACGGCGACAAGGUUCUCUCCGACGAGGUCAAAUGGCUCGCUGUGACACAUAAGAGUUUUGAUCAGGGUCGGAGAGGGUUCAAUGAUCGUCUGGCUUUUCUAGGGAAACGAAUUGUUCAACUUCAAGCUUCUCUAGCUUUGGUACAAAGCCCUGGAAAUCCUGCCAAUGCUGCUCCGGAUGCAUUUGGACGGGAACCUUUCUCUCAUGCGGCAUUGGAUGGCCUGAACAACCUUUCCAUCAGUACGAAGAACUUCCUGACGGAAAAGUCGAAACUCGCGGAGCUUGCGCAGAAGUACGAGAUGGAGAAGGUUCUCAGAUGGAGUCCGAGAAAGCCCAACAACCUCGCUAGCUCCGGGAUUGAGCUCGUCCUCGCCCAUACCAUGUACGCAGUGGUUGGAGCCGUGUCUCUGGAGAAGGGUGGGCACGUUGCCAACAAGGUCGCCCGGGAGCGGAUACUGGCACCGCUGGGAUUUAAGAUCACUGCUUAG